This is a messenger RNA of Chenopodium quinoa (quinoa), 1321 nucleotides long. Its product is annotated as 50S ribosomal protein L18-like. Gene Ontology annotation, biological process: translation. NCBI's taxonomy places the organism in Eukaryota, Viridiplantae, Streptophyta, Magnoliopsida, Caryophyllales, Amaranthaceae. Gene Ontology annotation, molecular function: structural constituent of ribosome; 5S rRNA binding. The transcript has 5 exons. Bases 423 to 941 code for a protein of 172 amino acids. Gene Ontology annotation, cellular component: ribosome. The record is from RefSeq and is a predicted model, not a curated record.
AUUUUUAUUAUUUUAUUAUCAUUUUACGGUUCUACUAUUAUGGAUCAAAUUACAAGCUACUCGAAAUCAAUUUAUUCAAAUCUCAACUCAGUUAAAGCUCAUGUCAUCUUGACUCGAUAUAUUAGCGACUCGAGUCAAGCUACCCAAACUCAAACUUGACUCGCAUCAGCAUUCAGCACCCCCUAAGCUACUUAUAAUAUUAGGCCUAAUUUGUCUAUAGACCAACGAACUUGAACCUGUCUGCCUGAAACAGAAACAAAUUACGGCGGGAGAAAUUUAAACAAAUUUAGUAAACGUAACCAACUAAUCAAGCAGAAAUCAUCAUCGACAAACCAGUAAGCUAAUGAUUGCUCCAAUUUUUAAAGGAAGUGGGUUGGUUUGAUGUCAAAGUUAGAUUGCUGACAUUUAUUGUCUGAAGCACAAUGGCUCUUUUGAAUGUCAAUCCAAUGCAGCAUGUGAAUUGUUGGCUUCUUAAUAGGAUUGCUUUGAAUCCAUUAAGAGUUCACUUGAUGCCAGUGCAUACUCGAGUAGGAGUUGCUUGGAAGUCGUUGGUAGUUGAAGCGAAGUUUAGGAAAAGGGCGAAUGCUCGAAUUGAAAGUAGCAAACUCCGAAACAGACGAUUACAGAAAAAGUAUGAUGGCACAUCAACCAAACCGAGGCUUUCAGUAUUCUGUUCAGACAAGCAGCUGUAUGCAAUGCUUGUAGAUGAUGUAAAUAAGAAGUGUUUAUAUUAUGGAAGCACUUUGCAGAAAUCUGUACGAAGUGAUCCUGAUGUGAGUACUGUGGAGGCUGCGAAAGCAGUUGGUGAAGAGCUUGUAAAAGCAGCAGUAAACCUCAGUAUCGAUGAAAUAUCAUCUUACGAUCGCAAUGGCAGUGUUCGUGGAGAAAGGGUGAAAGCAUUUGAAAUUGCACUCUCUGAACAUGGCUUCUUGCUUAGAUAGACUGCAGGAUAAUCCUUGUAAGUUGUAAAUUCCUCCAUAAACCCUUAAAAUUCGCGUACAAGUUUCGAAACACAAGGUGGAUGUGCUCCUGAGAUCCAUGUUAAAUCAUAAACUUCCACACUCAUGGCACCAAGAGAUCUUGCAUAACACCAUGCAAGUAGACACCCUUUUACUCCGUAUUCAUUAAAAGCCGUAUUUAAUCAUAAAGAAGAUGAUGAGCGGAUGAACCUGAGCCCAAAACAUCUAGAAUCAUGGUCUAGACACACUUGAAAACAUAGAAAUUUGUAUUAACAAAAACCUGAGCCUUUAGGUUUUCGGUUCAGCCUAUAGAAGCAGUUAGAACCGAGGCUCAAAUCGUAUGUGAUUGUUACCUAUAAUGU